AGCUCAGUUUGGGGAGGUUUCCGAGUAGAGGAGAGCUGGAUGGGAAGCGCAGAGUCAGUGCCCAGGAGAGGGCACCCCUGCCCUGAGGAGCCUGAAGGUGCGGUCCCCGGGAAUACAUCGAGGUGGAGAAGGGAUGGACUCGAAGGUGCAGCAGAAGGAGUAAAAGGCCACGGCGAGGCUGUCUCAGGUGGGAGGGAGCCAGAAGACAAGGCAAGAGGUGAGGAGUGACAGAACCACCUGGAGGGGGAAGUGCUGGCACAUCCAGGCUGUUCUCUUCUGUGUCACCUGGCUGUGAAUGAUGCACUAAAAAUGCACUGCAUGGGCUCUUACAGUCAGGCAUCAACCAGACGAGAUGGAAUCUUAAAUAUUCCAGCAGCUUUUGGAAAUUUGCUGUCUAGUUUGUCUCGGUAGCUUCAUGCACCCUCUUGUGAGUUUGGUUAAACCACAGCUGCACUGAUCCUCUCGUAUAAUGGCAGGUUCCAGCUGUCUGAAGGAGAUCAAAGAUGGAAGAGAGAAGCCUGGCUGCCUCCAGCCUGGAAAUUGAAUGCAGUCCAGUCGAUGUGGCUGCAGUGUCCGUGAGCCUUUGUGGCUUUAUCUGCAAGGUCCCUGUUUGUGUGACUACAGCAAUUUCAGUGGGAUCCCGCGGUCAAGGAGAGGCACUGCAUCCCUUUGGAACAAUCUGUGCCGCUCGGGAACGUGUCAGCAGCCAGAGGUUCUGCACAGUGAAGUUCUUCUCUGAGCAACCCCUUCUCACAAGGAAGCUCCAAGAAAGCAGUUUUUUCUGGAAGCUACCCCACAGUGGAGUUGUGCCUUCUGGGUCAGAGAUGAAAGGAGCUGGCCUGUAACCUCGUGAAACUGAAGCCCUUUUUUUCCGAAGGACUCUUAAAUCCCAGGAGAAUCUCUGUAAACAUCUGUUCUGGCUACACCAGCCACAGCAGUGGGUGGCUGCUGAGAUCCUGCGAUUAGAGGUGGCUCCUCAAUUAACCACAAUUCCUGGUCCACCUGGUGACACCUUGUAAUGGAAGCAGGGUUGUCUCUUGUUCUGUGUUAUCACACAGCACCUUGCACAGCAGAGGCACCUUCUGGGCUUGCAGCUCUCACCUCAGUGCUGAUUUUUAGGAUGGAGAAUCACCUGUUACCUUCCUCAGCUCGAGGAAAGGACGUGAAAUGAGCCAAGAGCAUCGUGUGAGUCAAGAGGUGCAGAAGCGCUGCCAAACAGCGGCUCCCACAGUGGCAGGAAAGGUGAAUUCCAAACAAAUGGCUCUGUGGUGCAGCUGGCACGGGCUGCAGCAGCAGGGUCACCCACAGAAAGGAGCCAGGCAGCAGAAGAUGAACUUCCCAUUUGAAGGUGAAUGCUACACUUGUGUUUUGGACCUCCUGUAACUUGUCCUGAAGUCAGAACCUGCUGCACAGAUUGGGAGGCUGAGGGGAAGCUGCAGAAAGACCCUGGGAAAGCUAAGAUUCCAAAUUAAAGUUGGAACUGCAAGCUGCUGCAGAAGAAAUCCUCUGUGUGUUCUCCUGAAUUGUAAAGGCUGGUAAGAAAGAGAAGCCGAAGUCAUCCAUUAAUCCCCGGGCAAAGUCCUAUUGAAGCAGCUGCAGUGAAAGCUCUCACACGCUGCCCUGGAAAUAACCCCGGCUGUGACGUGGUCAGAUGACCCUAGAAUUCCGAAAAAGCAGGCCGAGGCCCUAUGGUUUAGUGAUUCCCAUUAGCACCAAUGCAGAUGGAAGCUACAUCUCCAACAUCCUCUCUGCGAGUCACCAAAGGCGAGCGCCGCGGGAGGUGUCCCCGAGCCCCAGACAGCUCUACUUCAACGUCACUGCCUUCGGGAGGGAAUUCCACCUGCGGCUGAAGCCCAACACUCGCUUGCUGGCUCCCGAGGCCGUGGUGGAGUGGUACGAAGACUCUGUGCAAACUGGGAGCCAUGGUGCUAACACGAGCAGGACUGGCGCUGCUACAGAGCGAUUAUGGAAGAGGGAGCCCCUGUGGACCAACUGCGCCUACGUGGGGGACAUCACGGACAUCCCCGGAGCUGCGGUGGCCAUCAGCAACUGUGACGGGCUGGCUGGAAUGAUAAGAACCGAUGAGGAUGAGUACUUCAUUGAGCCCUUGGAAAGGGGAAAGCAGAUGGAAGAGGAGAAGGGAAGGAUCCACAUGGUGUACCGGCGGUCGGCGGUAGCGCAGCAUCCCCCCGACACGCUCCCCGAUGUCCACACAGAAGGGUCCCUCCUGGGAGUGCUGAGUUCCCUGCACGACCACGUGGAGCAGCGGCUGAACGAGAGCCUGCGGCGCCGCCGGCACGCGGGAGACAACGACCACAACAUCGAGGUGCUGCUGGGGGUGGACGACUCCGUUGUCCGAUUCCACGGCAAAGAACACGUCCAAAACUACCUCCUCACCCUCAUGAACAUCGUGAAUGAAAUUUACCACGACGAGUCCCUGGGCGUUCACAUCAACGUCGUGCUGGUGCGAAUGAUCAUGCUGGGGUACGCGAAGUCCAUCAGCCUGAUCGAGCGGGGGAACCCCUCGCGCAGCCUGGAGAACGUGUGCCGCUGGGCCUAUCAGCAGCAGAAGUCGGACCCCAGCCACGCCGAGCACCACGACCAUGCCAUCUUCUUAACCAGGCAAGAUUUUGGGCCCGCUGGUAUGCAAGGAUACGCUCCUGUGACGGGCAUGUGCCACCCGGUCCGGAGCUGCACCCUCAACCACGAGGAUGGGUUUUCGUCAGCCUUUGUUGUUGCUCAUGAGACUGGGCACGUGCUGGGCAUGGAGCACGACGGGCAGGGAAACAGAUGUGGGGACGAGACGGCGAUGGGCAGCGUCAUGGCCCCCUUGGUGCAGGCCGCCUUCCACCGCUACCACUGGUCCCGCUGCAGCGGCCAGGAGCUCAGGAGAUACAUCCACUCUUAUGACUGUCUGCUCGACGACCCUUUCGAGCACGACUGGCCCAAGCUGCCUGAGCUGCCAGGCAUCAACUAUUCCAUGGACGAGCAGUGCCGCUUCGACUUCGGUGUGGGCUACAGGAUGUGCACGGCGUUCCGAACCUUUGAUCCGUGCAAGCAGCUGUGGUGCAGCCACCCCGACAACCCCUAUUUCUGCAAGACCAAGAAGGGACCUCCCCUCGACGGCACAGAAUGUGCACCUGGAAAAUGGUGCUACAAAGGUCACUGCAUGUGGAAGAACACCAACCAGCUGAAGCAGGAUGGACACUGGGGACCCUGGACCAAGUUUGGCUCCUGCUCCCGGACCUGUGGAACUGGGGUUCGCUUCCGCACGCGCCAGUGCAACAACCCAAUGCCCAUCAAUGGAGGUGACGACUGCGCCGGGGUCAAUUUUGAGUUCCAGCUGUGCAGCACCGAGGAGUGUCCAAAGCACUUUGAGGACUUCAGGGCGCAGCAGUGCCAGCAGCGCAAUUCCCACCUGGAGUUCCGGGGCAGCCGGCACCACUGGCUGCCCUACGAGCACCCCGACCCUCCCAAGAGAUGUCACCUGUACUGCCAGUCCAGGGAAACCGGGGAUGUGGCUCACAUGAAGCAGCUGGUGCAUGACGGGACUCGCUGCUCCUACAAGGAUCCCUACAGCAUCUGUGUCCGUGGGGAAUGUGUGAAAGUGGGCUGUGACAAGGAAAUUGGCUCCAACAAGGCCGAGGAUCAGUGUGGGGUCUGUGGCGGGGACGACUCCCACUGCCGGACUGUGAAGGGGACCUUCACCCGCACCCCCAAAAAACUCGGGUACCUUAAGAUGUUUGAUAUCCCUCCUGGGGCUCGACAUGUGUUUAUCCAAGAAGACGAGGCCUCUCCUCACUUCCUUGCAAUCAAGAACCAGGCUACAGGACACUAUAUCCUGAAUGGGAAAGGAGAGGAGGCCAGAUCCCGAUCCUUCAUCGACCUGGGCGUGCAGUGGGAAUACAGCAUCGAGGAUGACAUCGAAACGCUGCACACGGACGGGCCCCUGCACGACACCGUGGUAGUGCUGAUCAUUCCUCGGGAGAACGACACCAGAUCCAGCCUGACUUACAAAUACAUCAUCCACGAGGAUUCCGUGCCGACCAUCCACAGCAACAACGUGCUGCGGGAGGACAUGGACACCUUCGAGUGGGCCUUGAAGAGCUGGUCCCAGUGCUCCAAACCCUGUGGUGGAGGGUUCCAGUACACCAAAUACGGGUGCCGCAGGAAGAGUGACAACAAGAUGGUUCAUCGCAGCUUCUGUGAAGGCAGCAAAAAGCCAAAGCCCAUCCGUAGGAUGUGCAACCUGCAGGAGUGCACGGAGCCCCUCUGGGCAGCAGACGAGUGGGAACACUGCACCAAAACCUGUGGGAAUUCUGGCUACCAGCUACGCACCGUGCGCUGCAUCCAGCCCCUUCCCGACGGCACCAACCGCUCCGUCCAUGCCAAGUUCUGCAGCGGGGACCGCCCUGAGAGCCGCCGCUCCUGCAACCGGGCACCGUGUCCUGCGCCAUGGAAAGCCGGACCCUGGUCCCAGUGCUCAGUGACCUGCGGGGAGGGGACACAGAGCCGGCAGGUGCUGUGCCGUGCUGGGGACCGCUGCGACGGGGAACGGCCCGAGUCCGUGAGGGUUUGCCAGCUCGCUCCCUGUGACGAUGAGCCCUGCCUGGGAGACAAAUCCAUCUUCUGCCAGAUGGAAGUGCUGGCCCGGUACUGCUCCAUCCCUGGAUACCACAAGCUGUGCUGUGAAUCCUGCGGGCAGCGCAGCAGCACCUUCCCACCUCCCGGAGCUGCCGGGACCGAGGGGCACACAGCGUUGGAUCCGGGCAACCUGCUGAGGGCUCCACCAGCGCCCACCCCUGCAGUGCCCCCCCGGGCUCAGCUCCUGCCCAGGAGCAGUUCCCUGGGCCGGCCACCUCCGGCAACAGAGGAGGCUGAGUGGCACAUCCCACCCUCCAGCCCCGAGCCCAAAGGCACCGGUGUUCCACACCAGAGAGCUCCUCCGGCUGGGAAGACUUCCCGGCUCUUGGCUUUGCUGCACCAGGCCCCUGCCAACAGCAGCAGCCUCAGCCCUCGCAGGGCUCUGCCUCCAGUGCCAGCGGAGAACAUGGCAGCAGGGGCUCCUGCACCAGCCAGGACCUCUGGGAACAGCGAGGAUCACCUUGGGAAGCGAUGGCCUCCAAGGGCCAGCCCUGUGGAUCGAUGAACGGGAAGGCUUGUGGAGGACAGCCAUGGAAAAGGGGGUUUGUUGUGCACUCCAGGGGGAAUUCCCUGAACUCUGAGCAAUCCGGAGUGCACUGUGUGCCCCGGGCAGGACACUGCAGGGCACAGGUCGUCCUCUGGAAAUACAAAGGACAAGAAGUGCUGGUUCACUUUCUGUUGCUCCGGCCUCCUCCUGCCCUGUGUUCCCUGCCUAGCUGGGAUGCACGGAGGAAACCCAAGUAACAUUCCUGGCAGGGAGUAGGAGUCGCUGAAGGCUUCGUCCAGCCUGGGCCCAAAGGUGGCCCUGACCUCACUCUCCCCCAUGAUUUUGGGUUCCAAACACUCACCUGGAGGAAAUGCCCCACUGCAGGCAGGCCCAAAACAGCAACACUUGACAAAACACCUUUGCCACGGACCAAGGGAGCCCUCAGGACUUGUUUGGCUCAUCUACCCCUGGAAAGGGAUGUUGCACAAGCACCUUUGCAGCUGUUGGGUUAAUCCUGGACAGGGCAGGGAAUCAGGGUUAUCAUUAGAGUUUUGUGCUGUCACACAACUGUUUACCUGUGUUGUUCUGCCCCAUGGACAUUUCCAAGGGGCUGGUGUUUAAAGCAGCAGUAGCAUAAAAGGAGGGGUUUCAUUUGCUUAGGAAUUAAACUGCUGGCACAACAGGCUUGGGGGGUUUGGGGCAUCAUCAGUGCGAUGCUGGAUUUUGAAAUAGGGAAACCCUGUAGAUACUGCAAGUGUUGUCCUGGUCCCAGGCCAAAGGGGUUCCCAGCUGCUCCCCAUGUCCAUGCUGAACCAGCACCCAGAGGCAGAACAGGUACCGCCAAGACUUCAAAGAGAGGAUUUUUUUCCUGACAGGAAGCAUGGAUUUCAAGGCCUGAGAGAUGUUUCUUUCCACCGUGGUUCACCUCCAAACCUCCUCAAGCACGGCACAUCCGACUGCAAUCAUUAAUUUAUGCCAAUCCCCCACCUUGUCUCAGCCCCACCGGCCACGCUCCCUCCAGCCCAUUGCUGUAAAGGACUUGUAUAGGGGAGUGAGAGCUACAGAUAUUUAUUAAAAAAGUGGAUUUCUUGACAA
Molecule: messenger RNA, 6226 nt
Organism: Myiozetetes cayanensis
Lineage: Eukaryota; Metazoa; Chordata; Aves; Passeriformes; Tyrannidae
Gene: ADAMTS3
Product: ADAM metallopeptidase with thrombospondin type 1 motif 3
Exons: 32
Coding region: 1652-5149 (1165 amino acids)
Biological process (GO): proteolysis; extracellular matrix organization
Cellular component (GO): extracellular matrix
Molecular function (GO): metalloendopeptidase activity
Source: RefSeq, a predicted model, not a curated record